AUGUUAGCCAGACAACUGAAGAGAAAAACACUUAGUAGAUAUAUUACAUAUAUUAAGGAUGAGAAGGGCAAGGACUGGUAUACAUCUGUGGACAUAGCAGAAAAGUUCAGACAGUACUAUGAAUCAUUAUAUAACCUGAAUCGUAGUGAUACAACCCCAACAGACAAUGCCAUACAAGACUAUUUAGCACAAUUAGGCCUCCCCAAGAUCACAUCAGAACAAAAAGAUGACUUAGACGCCCCCUUCACAUUAUCUGAGACUCUGAAUGCAAUCAAAUCCCUUAAGGGGGGCAAAGCACCUGGACCGGACGGUUUUGGAAAUGAGUCUAAUUUGACAAUUGUUUCUUCUAUAAAAUGUUGUACAUUUGCUUUCAAUAACCGUCCAUUGCCCAGAGUAAUUCUGGAGCCUCCACAUCCAACAGGAACCCCUGUCCAGAUUCUGGACCAGUGGGAAGUUUAUGAAGAUAGUAUCACAGGGCGAAAAUAUUAUGUCCACUCCAAUAGCAGGGAGAGAUCUUGGAAGCCCCCUAGGUCGUUACCACCAAAACAGAGCGCUACGAUUCAGGACCAGCCAGAGAUUCCAAAUGAAAAGUUCUUUUCACCAGUCAAAAUUACAGGGGUUGUUCAACUGAGGGUCAAGAAUUCUAACACACAGUAUGACAGGCAGUGUCAAACUAAAUCCAUGGUCUUGGAUUCUGGGGAAGGAAUCAAACCUAUAUCACGUCACAGAAGAAAUCAUUCACAACACUACCUGCCUGAUAACUUAAUUCCAAAAGAUAUUUUGGUGAAUGAAAAUAAAGAAGGGUUUUUAAAUAAAACCAAAAUAACAGACAAAGGGAAGAAAUUAAGAAAAAACUGGGGUACAUCAUAUAUUGUACUCUGUGGCCGGAAACUGGAGUUUUAUAAAGAAUCGAAGGAACAAGCUUUACUAAAUUUGAAGUCCGGUACUAAACCAGAGGGAAUAGAUUUAUGUGGAGCUCAUAUUGAAUGGACAAAAGAAAAAUCCAGCCGGAAAAAUGUUUUUCAGAUAACUACAGUAUCAGGAAAUGAAUUCCUUUUCCAGUCCGACUCAGACAUUGCUAUAUCAGAAUGGUUCUGUGCAAUCAAAAACAUGAUUGACAGUUUGGCAAAACAACAGCCAUUUCCAUUACUGAAUGUUAACAUCCAGAGGUCUUCAAGUAAUGACGUUUUACGUAUAGGAGCUGACUUAAAAGAGCAAAAAACUGAACAAAGAAAAUCCCUGGUGUUAAAAUUAAACUACAGUGCAUCCGAUGGCAGUGACAAAAGUCGUGUGAAGACUAGAUUGAAGAAGUUUAUUUCUCGACGACCAUCAUUGAAAACUUUGCAGGAAAAGGGUCUCAUUAAAGAUCAAGUGUUUGGUUGUCACCUGGAAACACUCUGCAAAAGGGAAAAUACAACAGUGCCAUACUUUGUAAAACUCUGUAUUGAUGCUGUUGAAAAGAGAGGCUUGGAUGCUGAUGGGAUAUACAGAGUUAGUGGAAAUCUAUCUACAAUACAGAAGUUACGAUUUGUUGUAAAUCAGGAAGAGAAGCUGAAUUUGGACGACAGCCAGUGGGAGGACGUCCACGUUGUCACCGGAGCACUCAAGAUGUUUUUCAGAGAGCUGCCUGAGCCGUUGUUCCCAUUCUGCUUCUUUGAACAGUUUGUGGAAGCAAUAAAAAUCCAGGACAAUGACUUACGGUGUGAAAACUAUGAAGAAUAUUGUGAAAAGCUGCCAACCUCUAACCAUGAUACAAUGAAAACCUUGUUUGAACAUCUGAGAAAAAUCGUCAUCAAUGCAUCCGUGAAUCUGAUGUCAACACAAAGCUUGGGAAUUGUAUUUGGACCAACUCUUCUGAGACCAGAAAAUGAUACAGGAAAUAUGGCCUUCCGAAUGGUUUAUCAAAACCAAAUUGUAGAACUUUUGUUGACAGAAUUUAAGAAUAUAUUUGUUUAAACCACUUAAAGGGAAAUUUUGCUCAUAAAAUAAAUUGAUAAGGCAGAUUAUUAUUUGAUAAAACCUCUAAUUAAACCCUUCAAUGGCUAAUGUUAAUCAAUAACAUUAAAUAGAAAACAUCUUUCUCUCUGCUCUCCCCUGCUUUAGCUUGCCCCCCAGCCUAUGAGUUGUUUGCUGUUUGUAUCUUAUACUUGAAGGGACAGUCUAGUCAAAAUGACACUUUCAUGAUUCAGAUAGGGCAUGCAAUUUUAAACAACGUUCCAAUUUACUUUUAUCAUCAAAGUUUCUUUGUUUUCUUGGUAUUCUAAGUUGAAAGCUAAUCCUAGGUAGGCUCAUAUGCUACUUUGUAAGACCUUGAAAUUAGCGGCAGUUUAUUUUAUUUUCAUAAAAUAGUUAUGUUAGGUUGGAUGUGUCAGCAGCAGCUGCUCCCACACCUCUCUAAUCUCAGGGCAUGUUGACACCUUUUCACAGCUAGUGGGUGUUAGUUCAUGUGUGUCAUAUAGAUAACAGUGUACUCACGCAUGUGGAGUUACCUAGGAGUCUGCACUGCAUGGCUAAAAUACAAGUCUAAGAUAAAGGGGCAGUCUGCAGAUGCUUAUAUAGAAGGUAAUCACAAAGUGUAUUAAUAUAACCAUUGGUUAUGCAAAACUGGGAAAUGGGUAAAAAAGGGAAUAUCUAUCUUUUUAAACAAUAACAAUUCUGAAAUAGACUGUCCCUUUAAAGGACCACUCUAAGCAGUAGAAUUACAUAAUUAACAUGUAGAUAGUAUAUAGACAAUGCAAUAACACUUACUCUGAAUUUCAAAUAAGCAGUAGAUUUUUUUCUGCAAAUUUAUUUUUCUCCCAUUUUCCGGCCCCCUGUAUCAUGUGACAAACAUCAGCCAAUCACUAGUAUAUGUAUACCCUGUGAGCUUGUGCAAUGCUUAGUAGGAUCAUUUUCACCAGAAUGGCAAUGUAAGGCCUUAGCCUGAAAUGUAAUUAAAGGGACAUGAAAGCAAAAACUUUUUUUUAUGAUUCAGAUAGAGAAUACAAUUUUAAACAACUUUCCAAUGUACUUCUAUUAUUUAAUUUGCUUGUUAUCUUUUGCUGAAAGGUUUAUCUAGGCUAGCUCGGGGGCAGCAGAGAACCUAGGUUCUAGCGGUUGAUUGGUGGCUGCAUAAAUAUAUAUAUUGAUUGUGAUUGGCUCAUCCAUGUUUUCAGUUAGAAACCAUUAGUGCAUUGCAGCUCUUUCAACAAAUGAUACCAAGAGAAUGAAACAAAUUAGAUAAUAGAAGUAAAUUAGAAAGUUGUUUAAAAUUGUAUUCUCUAUCUGAAUCAUGACAGAAUGUACCUUUAACUGCUGCUCAGCUUUUGGGUAUUUUUUUUUUUUUUUGCUGCCUAUUUUCUUUUUUGUAUGUAUUGAUUGAAAAUGUGAAAAAUAAAUAUUAAAAAAAAUAAAAAAUUGUAUUCUCUAUCUGAAUCAUGAAAUCAAUUUUUUGGGUUUUAUGUCCUUUUAAGGGUGGAGGCACGGAGGGGAGUGAGCUAAUGGUGUAAGGCAACACUGUUGCAAAUGUGUGGGAGGGUUUACUUACCUUAUAAAAGCCCAGAGCUUGCAGGCCCAGGCCUCUUUUCCACUUGUGCCAGAAAGUUGUCCCUCCCUCUCUGGUUCUUUAGGCAAGUGGCUAUAAAAGGCCUCUAGGGUGCUUUAGUUAGUCUGGCACUCUCACGCUUAGUUGAGCUAGACGAGGAAGGACCAGACUCGUAGAGUUAACUCCCCUUUCGAGGUCAUGUUUUUAUGACUCAACCUUCGGAAGGCCUACCGGUUUGAACUUGGAAGAUUGCAUCCUAGCUAGGUGGGCUGCCUGGUCUCAGGCUGUUGAUAUGCGAGUGACGACCAUGAGGAAGAGCGACAUCCCCAGGACAGGGCCUGGGGUGCUCCUCCUAGAGUGCAUGGUCAGAUACCUCUAGUGAACACCAUUGUUCUUGCGAGGCGUGGUAGCCGAGCUCCGCCGUCUGAACAGCCUGAGCCUAGACCUGCAAAGCAUUGGUUAUAUGGUACUAGGACGCCGCUUGCCACCAGGUUUCUGUUGCCUUUAAGGCAAAGUUAUCAGUUGCUGUUGUAUUUAAUAAAUUGGACCUUGCAGUCUUUAACCCA
Bombina bombina (fire-bellied toad) is the source of this 4089-nucleotide messenger RNA. It is a transcript of the gene ARHGAP15, whose product is annotated as Rho GTPase activating protein 15. NCBI's taxonomy places the organism in Eukaryota, Metazoa, Chordata, Amphibia, Anura, Bombinatoridae. Gene Ontology annotation, molecular function: phospholipid binding; protein binding. Gene Ontology annotation, biological process: signal transduction; regulation of GTPase activity. Bases 1 to 1956 code for a protein of 651 amino acids. The transcript is spliced from 15 exons. The record is from RefSeq and is a predicted model, not a curated record. Gene Ontology annotation, cellular component: cytoplasm.